Messenger RNA from Syngnathus acus (greater pipefish), 1491 nucleotides. RefSeq names its product peptide deformylase, mitochondrial (gene pdf). Lineage: Eukaryota; Metazoa; Chordata; Actinopteri; Syngnathiformes; Syngnathidae. Gene Ontology annotation, molecular function: peptide deformylase activity. The record is from RefSeq and is a predicted model, not a curated record. Gene Ontology annotation, cellular component: mitochondrion. The transcript is spliced from 6 exons. Gene Ontology annotation, biological process: N-terminal protein amino acid modification; peptidyl-methionine modification. The coding region runs from base 596 to 1327 and encodes 243 amino acids.
CAAUCAGUCAGCUUAUUGGAACACCAGUAUUUUUUUAUCCUCCUACCCAGCAUGUAGAUUUUGGAAAACACUAGGGCUUCAGCUCUCUCAGUCUCCCCAGACCAUGGGAGCAGAGAAGAGACCUAAGCGUUCUCAUAUACUUCAGCCCACCUAAGGGCUUCUUUUGGCAUUCAGAUGUCAGUCUUGAGACUCUGAGGUUUCGAUGGCUUUUUGAGUGAGUUUUACUGUUUGAUUUUUGUAUUGUUUAAUUUUUUUUAACUAUUUCCGCAUCAUUUCCUCAACUGAGAAGACAGAUUAUUACAGUGAGUCUGUCUGGUGCUUCUAUGGAAAAGGACCCUCAUGUCUCAUUGCCUCCUGGAUGGGAUCAAUGCGUGUGAAGCCAUAUGACCUUCAUCAGAGACUUAACAUCAUCAUGAGAGGAAAGGAGGGCCUUGAUUACUGUUGCAGUGCCAGCAUUUCCAACUGAAUUCCUGGCUCUGCCUGACUGUGGCCCGACGUUGAUCCCUCAUGAAGUCCAGAGUCCACUUUAGAAGAGAUGUUCAACAAUUUUGAGAUGUAUUAAAUUUUCUCCUGAAUUCCUGGCUCUAACCUCACUAUGGCUCGAUGUUCUACAAAGCUUCAGCUGUACUUCAUGGGUUUAAGACAUGCAGUUCUUUUCUCUCAUUUUCCACAAAUUUUACCAAAGUCACGUGCACCUGUUUUAAACUCUUACUCCACUGACAUUAAGGUGCGGUCCUACUUCCAGUAUAUUAAACACAAGAUUAAAUCCCCUCCCAGUCCACCAUACAACCAUGUAUGUCAGAUAGGGGACCCAGUGUUACGAUCAAAAGCUGUAACAAUUGACCCUGCAGCUAUUAAAGGACCUGAGGUCCAGAAGGUAAUAAAUACAAUGGUCAAAGUUAUGCGUAAAUUUGAGUGUGUUGGAAUUAGCGCUCCUCAGAUCGGUGUGCCACUUAGAAUCCUUGCCUUGGAGUACUCUCAGAAGUUGUUGGAUGACAGUUCGCCAGUGUCAAGAAAAGUUCGUGGACUCUCUGUCCAGCCAUUGAGAAUAUUUGUCAACCCCCAAAUGAGGGUACUGGAUUGGCAUAUAGUGCUCUUUCAAGAAGCCUGUGAGAGCAUUUGUGGCUUUUCUGCCACUGUUCCACGUUAUCUGUCUGUGGAAGUAUCAGGUCUGAAUGAGAAAGGAGAAGAUACAACUUGGCAGGUCAGCGGUUGGCCUGCUCGAAUCCUCCAGCAUGAAAUGGACCACUUGGAUGGAGUGCUUUACAUUGAUCACAUGGAUAGCAAAACUUUCAUCAAUGUCAACUGGCAGACAUACAAUCAAUAGAAGAGACCUGAUCGAGCCACCAAGUGUUUGAGGGUUAUUCCGUGCGAAAAGCUUAUUUUGAUUUUAAUGCAACUUGGUGUAAUUGUUGAUAGUCAUGGUUCAACACCGAAUCUCAAAAUUAAGGCGGUUAGAGCAAGGGUUGGGGGGGUUACGGCCUGCCAAAU